UCCCUUCAACUUCUGUCGUUUUUUCGUUUGUUUGUUUUUUCCCCUACACGAUAACCUACCAGUAUUUUUGCAAGUUGAAUUCAAACGGGCCACGAGCAUUUCCAGAGAUGAGAGAAAGUGCUCGGGAAAAGUAAUCAGAAUGGCGAGCGAAAGCUCCCGCGCGACGCCGAGCUGCAGCCGGGCCUGCUAACGCGUCUUGAGUGGAUGGUUGUGCUGGAGGGGAGAAAGGACAGGCUGUCCCUGCUUCAAUGACAGUUGUUGUUGGGCUCUGUUGACGGGAAUAACAAUGAAGUUUGCUCAGUUUUGGCGGUCGAAAGGCUCCUUUUCCGGCAUACUAAAGCAGGUGGAGAGGUUUUCUAAAUUCUCCCCUUCUCCUUUAUCUAUGAAGCAGUUCAUUGACUUUGGCUCGACCAAUGCCUGUGAAAAGACCUCCUUUGUGUUCCUGCGACAGGAGCUUCCUGUGAGACUGGCCAACAUCAUGAAGGAAAUUGAUUACCUCCCAGACAAGCUGCUCAGCACUCCAUCUGUGAAGCUCCUCAACAGCUGGUACUCACGGAGUUUGAUGGAGCUUGUUGAUUUUCUAGAAAAAGAUCCAGAUGACAAGGAUGUCUUGAAAAACUUCACAAAGACUCUGGUAAACGUCCGGAACCGGCACAACAACGUGGUACCCACCAUGGCUCAGGGUGUCCUGGAGUACAAGGAUGCUUUUGGCGUGGACCCCGUCACGAACCAGAACGUCCAGUACUUCCUGGACCGCUUCUACAUGAGCCGCAUCUCCACACGCAUGCUCAUGAACCAGCACACGUUGAUCUUUGACGGCAGCGUGAACCCGGCACAUCCCAAACACAUCGGCAGCAUUGACCCCAGCUGUGAUGUCGUCGAGGUUGUAAAAGAUGCCUUUGAGACUUCAAAAAUGCUGUGUGAACAGUAUUACCUGACCUCUCCUGACAUGGAGAUAACAGAAGUCAACUCUAAAAACCCGGACCAACCUCUCCACAUUGUGUACGUGCCAUCCCACCUCUACCAUAUGCUAUUUGAACUGUUCAAGAAUGCAAUGAGAGCCACGGUGGAGACCCAUGAGACGAGCCCAACACUGCCGCCCAUCAAAGUGCGCAUUUCACUGGGGAGUGAGGACCUCACUAUUAAGAUGUCUGACAAAGGAGGAGGGGUUCCCCUCAGGAAAAUUGAGCGCCUCUUCAGCUACAUGUACUCUACAGCUCCCAGUCCCGUCCACAUGGACAACUCGCGCAAUGCUCCUCUGGCUGGGUUUGGGUACGGUCUGCCCAUCUCCCGCCUGUACGCCAAGUAUUUCCAGGGAGACCUGCAGCUCUACUCCAUGGAGGGCUAUGGCACCUCAGCUGUCAUAUACUUGAAGGCCCUGUCAUCAGAAUCAGUGGAGAGGCUUCCUGUUUUCAAUAAGUCGGCGUUACGGCAUUACCAGACCAGCAUGGAGGCUGAUGACUGGUGCAUGCCCAGCAAGGACCCAAAGAAACUCGGCAAGAAUGAGAUGACGCAGUGAUGAAGGACUGAGGAACAGUUGGUGGGGGUUGGUCAAAAAGAAUUUGAAGUAGACUUGUAAAUCACCUAAAAAUGUUUUCGAAACAAAAAAACAAGCUGUUAAACAUGAAUAUGGUGUUCAUAACAGACAAAAAGACGUAACGUGAACUAAAGCUAAUUUUAGAGCAGCUUUAAUGAAGAUACAAUGUUGUUUGUAUUGAUGUGCUGCUAAUAAAACGGAACCUAGGCAAGUAUUAAGUUCUUUUGAAAAAAAAAAAAAACUUUUAGUAGAUUUUUUUUAGGGUUUGCUCUUUCAAGAUGUAUUUCAGGACUUGAAAAAUGUUUUUGUUUUUUUCUAAAUUCCGUAUCUUGAGUUUUCGGUUUGGACUCAUUGCGUUUGAAACCUUUUGCAAGACCUUUUUUAAAGGACCUAUAUCAUGCAAAAUCAACUUUUUAAGCUUUUAAGUGUAUUAUAAUGUUUAUUCCUCACGAUAAACAACCCCAAAGCUGUACUUUGAUCCAUACAUGCAUUUCUGAGUAUUCCUCUAAAAACCUGCACUCAGAGCAUCAAGUAUUAAUUAAAACAUGGUUCUUUAGUGUGCCAAAGGUUAAAUAUUAUCAAAUAUAUGGUUAUAGUUUACUCUGAAAGGCUUAAGAAUAGCAUGAAAUAAGUCCUUUAAGCAUCAGUCCAUCAUGUUAUGCCCCUGAAAGUGACAAUAUCCUUUAAAAUGUUAAAAAGUUUAACUUGUUUAAUUUUUUUUUGUUUGUUUCUUUCUAGAAUUUUUCUCACUAAGAUUUAAAAAAGAAACCGACAUUUGGGGAAAAUUGAUUUUUGACUUUUUUAAAAACAAGGCCUUGAGUUAGAAUGUGUUUAACCUCAAUGGGGGCAGAUUUGAUGACUCCAAGUUAAAUAUAAAAGGAGCAAAGUCUGCUUUUUUAAGCUCUCCUCAUCUGAAAAAAACUACAGAACCACACUUCCAUUGAUGUUGAAUGAUAUAUACAAAGCUUCUGAGCAAAAUGUAACAAAAACCAGAUGGUUUUUUUUCUGGGGGAAACCGUCUUCCAGGUGUUUGUUCCUUGGUUUGUGUGCAAUUCAAAACUGUGGCUCUUUUUAAAAUAAAAACAUUUUAAAAGUGUGGAGCUAAUGACAUUCUCGUUGAAGAAACCCUGGGAACAAAUUUAGUUUGAAACAUUUGAUGUUUGUAUUUUCUCAAAGGAACAGCUUUUUAAAUACAUUUUAAUAUCUGCACAAAUAAAAGCUUUAAAAGAACAAAAACUUUUCUGUUAAAUAAGCUUGUUAUCACAAUUAUACCAACACCCACCUGACUACAUUAGGUUGCGGUUCACAAACUGCAUUUAUCUUAUUGGUAGGUUGUGGUGGUACAUGUUGCAGUAACGUCCUCGAUGCACAAUGGUUGAAGACUUUUGUUUUUAAUGUCUGUAUUUGUCAUUGCCGCCAUGUGUAUUUGUAUCAGUUGCCUUGAACUCAUAAAGACACCUGUUGUUCACUCGUUGAGCUCUUAGCAUCACUUAAAGGCCAAGUGCCCUGAGUUUGCUAAAAGGACCAGUGAAAGUUGGCAAUAAAAAUCAGAUGUUAUCUGUGCAUGUCUAUUUUUUUCUGGCUUUCUAAAUGUUCUUUGAGGUUGGGUUGGUAGGCAAUAAAUAAUGUCAUAUAAGGUAAAAAGUA
Molecule: messenger RNA, 3184 nt
Organism: Oryzias latipes (Japanese medaka)
Lineage: Eukaryota; Metazoa; Chordata; Actinopteri; Beloniformes; Adrianichthyidae
Gene: pdk4
Product: pyruvate dehydrogenase kinase, isozyme 4
Biological process (GO): regulation of glucose metabolic process; protein phosphorylation
Cellular component (GO): mitochondrion
Molecular function (GO): pyruvate dehydrogenase (acetyl-transferring) kinase activity
Source: RefSeq, a predicted model, not a curated record